Molecule: messenger RNA, 3000 nt
Organism: Tigriopus californicus
Lineage: Eukaryota; Metazoa; Arthropoda; Copepoda; Harpacticoida; Harpacticidae
Exons: 5
Coding region: 1669-3000 (443 amino acids)
Source: RefSeq, a predicted model, not a curated record
UUUAAGUGAAUUGACCAAAAGACUACGAAUACGUGAAGAUUGGGAGCGCUGUGUCUAAUACUGUAAUUAGGCAAUAAUUAGUUACCAACAACAGUUUAACAAAAUAUCGCCAAAGAAAAGACACAUUAUGGAUGUGGAAAACUCGUUUGAAUAUAUCUAAGGAUACAUUCAAUUAGGGAUCCCUCAGUGACAUAUUACAUUGUACAUGAUGCCAAGUUGGGUGUCCCACAGGGCUUCAUACUAGGUCCUUUUCUUUUCACCACUUUUAUUGCUUCUCUUCAAUAGCUUGGUAUCUCUCCUUAUACUGAUGCAUGGACCCUGAAGAUAUCAAAAUAGCGUCCUUGGCUGAGGUAAGAAGGACGAAAUACAUACAGGCCUCUGUUAGAGCGUUGCGUUGCCCAUUAUUUUUAUUUCGUCGGAUAGCAGUUAAGCCACUGACUUGCUUUGCAAAUUAAGUGCGAGUUGAAGGAAUUCAUGCCAAAUUGCAGCCACAUCCGGCUACAGCUGACGAGUAACAGACAAUCGACAUUUGGUAUUGUUGUGGUGACGCAGGCAACAAGAAUCAUUCAAUUGUUUCGAAAAUUCACUCCUAAGCAUCAAAUUGUGAAACGCAAUGCUGGUUGCAAAAUAAACUUGUUGACUUGGCUCGAACCGGUAUGAGUGCUUUCGCCGAGAGUCUCUGCAUCUUCAGUUCGUAAUCCGUUGAUCCUUGACUGAGUGAAGGAACCACUGAAAAGAUGCAAAAUUAGGUUGCUGAAAGGACAAAGACCCGCGAUUCUAGUAAUGCAUUUAUUCAAAUCUUCUCUUGGGUUGUUGAGAGUAAUAUAGCCUGGAAAAGAAUGAAAUUCUGCUCACUGGCUUUUGAGUUGACGACACUGAACCCUCCAUUCGGAGGUAAUGGAGAUAAAAGUAUUGUCGAGGUUUCCUCUAUGCAUGAUUAAGAGGUUGUCCUCCAAAAUGAUAGAAAGUGUGAUGAGCAUGCCCGGAUGAAAGUUGGCAAGGCUGUUCAAACCUGUGGUUGAAUAUAUCGCACGUUUAAGUUCAGAUAUAGUAUCACGAUGUUAACUCUGCACAAGCCACAUUGUCAAUUUGCUUCGCCCAUUUGGGAAUACGUUAAGAUUUUUUGCAAAAGGUGGAGCAGGUCCAAACCACUGGGAACAUUGAGGGAAUGAAUUGCUCUUGCAUUGGGAGAGGCUUGAAAGGUUGGGACUGUACAGUUUUCAAAGGAGGUACGAAAGGUACUUGAUAGCGUACGUCUUCAAACGCAUUCAAGAGCAUUGUCCCAACCCUGGAUUUAGGAUCAGUUCUAAUGACCGUAGGGGCUUAACGUGCGUUUUGAGAGCACCUUCAAGCCCUCGUGAAUCCAGACUAGUUAGAAUAAUGAAGUCCAUCUCUCUCUUCUUUCUCAGGCUCCUUCAUUGUUUAAUUUGCUUCCGUUGGCGUUGAUGCGUCUGUAGGUUGGUGUUUAGACAAAUUCUGGCUCCGUGGGCCAAUGCCAUAGUUUAUUCAAAAGCAUUGAUAUACUCAUUGCAUUCAUUACUCUAUCACUUUUAGACAAACAGUCGAUGUGUUCGCACCAUUCAUUCUGUCCACACACGUUUAAAACAUAUUAUAGAAAAAUCAAAUUAAUUAAUCGGCAAUUAUCCCCUUGUCUCCAUAUGUCUGCCAAUGAACUGGAACGUACAUCAAGUGGUUGGAUUAUCCUUAUCCCCAAACCAGCCACUAUCCUCUGUCCUGUCUGAUCGAGCUCGAGUCAUGGACACAUGGGAUUUGCGCUUGUUCCAUUUAAGUAACUUGGUUGGACUCACUCCUUUUGAAGUAGACCGUGAUCGCUCCUACUUACGAAAAGUGAGAUGGAAGUCGCGACAAGCCAUCUAUUUCCUUAUCGUCGCCACCUGGUGUCAAGUAUUCUUGUUAUUUUAUUCAGGUUCCUUAAUUCUGCUCAUAACGAGAAAAGGCGUGGCGUUUUCUUUGCGUGCUUCACCUUGGAUCGGGGCAACAGGUAUUGCUUGUUCCAUUCAAUGGGUCUUCAUUCUUCGACAUGAGAAGAUUGUGACUUAUUUGAAUGCUACUUUCGCGCUUUUAGGACGACAGAGUCUGGCCAACACGAAGUGGAAAAAGGAUAAGAGGCGAUAUUUUAUUGGCGCAUUUCUGGCCUUUGGGUUGAUUCCUUUCGUGUUGGUAAGUUGUCACAUUUGCCUCUUUACUGGAGAGAUUUAUAUUCACAGCCAUCUAGAGUUUUACUAUCCGGAAUAUAAUCAGACUUGGAGAGGGAUAUCAAACGUAAUUCAUUGCUAUUCGGCCUUGGUUUGCGUCAUGGGGGCCUUCUUUUGCGAUAUCCUACUUAUUUUCCUGUCAAUUGGAUACUUCAGGCACUUUGAAGAAAUCAAUAAAAUUUUGAUUUCGUUGGGUGUCCCUGAAGAGAAGGUACUUCAGAAGCGGAAUGGAAUUUCGCUCACAAUUUCGGACGAAAUCGAUCCAAUGACGAGAAGAACAACCCUGGCAAUGCCAUUGAACAUAAUUUCUUGUCAUCGCCUACAAAAUCUCCUCCGAAAACAUUUGGAGUUGCAACAAAGUCUUGACGGCUUCAACAAUACCUUUGAUGACAUUCUCUUGGCAUUCCCGGUUCAAAUCUUUGUCAUGGUGGUGGCUCUUUUCUUCAGCAUCAUCCGGGAUGAAAUAACCAAUUUAUUGGAAUUGCUUGCAUUGCUCAACAUUGGAACUCAGUUUCUAUUUCGAUCGUUCAUUGGAUUGUACAACUUUGGGAAAGUCCAAGACGUGGGAGUAGAGGCCAAAUACAUCUUGCUUCGGGACCUCCGCAUCCAAUAUCAGCAACAUUUUUUGAGACCAGAUGCAGCCUUCGAGGUCGAGGCCUUUUGUGGUGUAGCGGAUGAAGUGGCCGUCAAAGCCGGAUCCUAUGUGUCGUUCUCCAAAAGAUUUCUGAUCUCCUAUUACGGCGUUUUGGUCUCUUAUAUGGCAAUCGUGGUCCAAUCAUUUUAA